Molecule: messenger RNA, 6096 nt
Organism: Eimeria acervulina
Lineage: Eukaryota; Apicomplexa; Conoidasida; Eucoccidiorida; Eimeriidae
Product: ABC transporter family protein , related
Exons: 30
Coding region: 1-6096 (2031 amino acids)
Biological process (GO): lipid transport; transmembrane transport
Cellular component (GO): membrane; intracellular membrane-bounded organelle
Molecular function (GO): ATP hydrolysis activity; ATP binding; ABC-type transporter activity
Source: RefSeq, a predicted model, not a curated record
AUGUCGGGCCUUAACCCCAGAACGGUAGCUGCUAGUACCGCCCCGCCGCCCCUAGCAGAACCAACCCGCUCCAAUGAAAGCCUAUCUACGGGGCCCCCAGCAUCUGAUCCAGGGGUGGCUGGAGGCACUCCAGAAGCACCCUGUCCGCGUGUCGAAGCAGCACAACGCAACUCAGAUUGUUUUAUGCUCAGACAAGAAGCCCAGCCCCCAAAUCUGCCAUCUACUCGCUCAUACGCAGAUUUGUACGCGCAAACUCGAGAGAGAGGAGCAGACAAUGCGUGCAUUGUUAAGGGGGAUGCAGACUCCGUUGAUGCUGCUCCCAAGGACCAUAGAGACAACUUAUAUGCACAGAGCUACUCGUCGUUUGUGCUUUCCGAGUGUCCUGCUUUAGACCCAACUGAGGCUUCCCACCAGCUGCGAAAACCCCCAGUUUUUCGCGCUGCUUUCCUCAGAAGUGCCGCACAGCUCUCUGCAGCAGCAGAUCGCAUCAUGGUGUUGCUCUGGCGGGCUUUCACAUUCAGACUCAGGUACCCCAUCAUGACUCUCAUAGGCCUUCUUGCUCCAGUUCAACUUCGUACCAACCAACAUGGCAGACAGCGUGCACAUGACCUGCAACUUCGCUGCAUACAGAAACAGAACCCGCAAGAUGCCACCGGACAGCAGUUGUUGAAAUACGCAGAUCUAUGCACUCCUCCUUCGAAUCUGAUGGCGUCCUUUGGUCGCCAAUAUGACGGCCUGCAUUUAAUGUAUUUGCCGAUGGCGCUAUACUAUGCGGGCUUUCUCGCCUUCGUAGACAAAGGAAGCUCUGACUGUCAGCAGCUCCGCCUGUUCAUGGAACAGUUCGCCCAAACAGUGGCACCCUACCUUAUGAAAAAGACGAGCGAGAAGGAGCUGUUCAAAACGUUUCCCUCGGAAAAGGCCCUGGACAAGUACCGACGGGCCGCCGCAGCAGAAAGAAAGCGGCCGAUUCACUCGGCUUUCAUCUGCAGACCAGCAGCCCCAGGCCAACUAGAUGUCACAAUACGCAUGCACGUGCGCCGCGGAACGCCUCGUUCUUUCGCGAAUGACAUGGUGAAAUUUCUGCGAAGACACUACACGAGUUACAAUUCCACGACAUAUUUCGGGGGGGCCAAUUUUCUCUUGGAAGCGGAUGUGAUUGGGACGCCCAACGAAGGCAAACCAUACGGCCACCUGACUGGGGGCUUCCUGGACCUCUUAACUCUUGCUCAUGUAUUUAAUCUGGAUCGAACUAAAGUCCGCGAGCUCCCUGCAGGCUCUCCAGUUUCUCGGGAAUUUCAGCCGCAGUGGGAUCGGAUAUCCGAGGCUUUUUACAGAAUGUUCGACUACUUCGGCCGAUUGCCCGUGCUAGACAGCGUCGGUCUGUCGCAGGCUUACCGCCACUUGCUGCCUGCAUGGCUGUUGGGCCCCGGAUACGGCGUAGUUCGUCUGUUCACGAAACGAGCAGCAGACGCAGGGUGUGAUCUAGCUUCGCCUCCUAUGCAGUUGCUGGAGAAAAAAAUGGGAAUUGGACUAAUUAUGGCCGUCGUCGGCCCAUUGCAGGGCAUACUAAGAAACGUCAGUACCCCUGUGCGCAGGGCGUACAGUCCGAUCGAUUUUUUGGAGUCAGCAAUGCCAUUCGCCCCUGCAACAGUAAUAUCUCGCUCUGGAAAGCCGCAUUCGUGUGCUGCGCCUUUCGUCGUCUUGUUCGUUUGCAUUCUUUGGCAAGUAGUGAAGGCGAUUAUGGUGGACAAGGAGACGGGGUUCAAAAACAUGCUUAAGAUAUUGGGGAUAUCUGAUAGGGUGUUGUGGACUUCGUGGUACAUGUUCUUCACUCUCUACAACUUGCCUACGCUUGUAGGAGUGGCAUUCAUUUCGCAGUAUUUCGCCUUCACGUUCAGCGACAUUUGGUUUAUUAUUUCGCUCCUCCUAUUGGCGCUGGUGGCCUCCAUUUCCUUUGCCCUUUUCGUUACCGCGCUGUUCACCGACGGAAACCUUGCGGCAAUGGCUGCAUGCGCUUGGUAUAUUCUCAUUUGGGUUCCCAUUGUCUGCCAACGAUUCGGCAGUGCAGCUUGGAAUCCGCAUUUGCAGUGGCUCUUCAUGGUUGCCUGCCCUGCAGCUGCUCUUGGCGUGGGGAUCGAUAUUGCCUGGAUCUUCAACGAGCCGUACAUUGGAGGCAUUCGCAGUAGUACACUCAACACCUCUUCUCUUGGCAUUUCACUAGCGGAUACCUACAUUAGUUUGAGCAUAAGCACAAUUAUGUUCACUUGCCUCGGCGCCUACCUGCACAAGAUCCAGCCAACGUCCAAUGGGAGUCCCGAGCAUCCUCUUUUCUUCCUGUCCCCCGUUGUAAGCUUCAUUCGCCAAUCAUCUCGUCUAUGCUUCCGACGAAGGCCGCCGAAGAAUUGCCAAGAACUCCAAGAGCCCUCAGAGAGCCCCUUCUCCAGAGACAGCAGGGGAGAGGAAGAGGAUGGCAAGCCCAUCCUGGAGGUGCGUGACGUGCACAAGAACUUUCGCACAUGGAAAGCGAAGAAGUGCUCUCGAGGUUCAAUUCAGGCUGUCAGAGGGGUUUCCUUUUCUGUGUAUCGCAAUGAGAUAUUCGGGCUUUUGGGCCAGAAUGGGGCUGGAAAGUCAACUCUGAUUUCUGUCAUUACUGGGUCGCUUGCUGCAAAUAGUGGAGAUGUCCUGAUAGGUGGCGUAUCCGUACGGCAGCAUCCUUCCCAUGCACGGUGCAACAUUGGGUAUUGCCCCCAAUUCGAUGUUCUGCUUCCCUACUUGACUAUUGAAGAGACUCUCUGGCUCUAUGCAGCCCUUCGCGGUAUUCCGAGCAGGCGCCGAAGAGAAGAGGUUGCAGAACUCAUGAGCAUGAUGAAGCUCUCGGAAAUGGCCAAGGUUCAGGUGGUUGCCCUUAGCGGAGGCUGGCGUAGACGAGUGAGCAGCUCUGUUGCCUUCCUUGGAGAUCCAAGUAUUGUCUUCCUCGACGAGCCCACUGCGGGCAUGGAUAUUCUCUAUCGUCGAACGUUUUGGGAUUCCGUCCGCGGCUUGAGCAAGGGACGCUGCAUUGUCUUGAUUACGCACAUGAUGGAAGAGGCUGACUACCUGUGCGAUCGCCUGGCUAUCAUGGUUGACGGCGUUAUUGCAUCUGAGGGGACGGCACUGACACUCAAGUCAAGGUUUGGCAGCGGAUACAUUAUCUCCGUCAUAUUCCGGAAGCAGGCUGAACGAGAGGAGCAGAAGGCAAAUAAGAAACUUCGGCAGUUGCUGCAAACAUUCGAACACCCCCCGGCAAUCACAGAGGUCUCUAGACAUGAGCUACGAAUCGUUUGUCCAUUCAGCCACUCUUUUCAGCUGCCACGUCUCUUUUCCGAGCUGGAAGCCAACGCACACAACUAUGGGGUCGAGAGCGCUGUUCUCGGGUUUGCUUCGCUUGAAGAAGUUUUCUUGAAUGUCGUGAAGCUUUCUAAGGGCAGAGAUUCGGAGACAAUAAGAACAAACGAAGCAAACAGCAACAGCAGACCCUCGCUAGGUAGCAAUGCAACAGGAAACGGAAUUUCAGCCAAAUCAAAACUGAGAUCUGGAAAUUACUGCAGCUCAUCGCCGGCCUGCAGACUUCCUGCAGUUUAUGAAGGAGGUACAGCUGUGAUUCCUGCACAAAGUGCAUGGCAUGAGCCUGCGAUUGCAGCACAGCCUGGACACUUAAAAAAUAUGAGAAGCGGAUUCGAACGAUGUGAAGGAAGGGCCUCCAGCAGCUCUUUUCCUGCAAAUGACACUCCAGGGAAUGCAGCGGCCACCUCCCAUCACUCUGUAGGGGGUUCCAGCUGGCUGGCGGCCCACCAGAAACGGGGUCGCGCUAGGAGAGGGCUGCUGUGGCAGCUUGCAGUGAUUCGUGCACUGGUGGCCAAACGAGUUCGUCUUCUCUAUCGUGGUGAAUCUUUGUACUUCGUGCUGAAGUCAGAGCCACGUGUUCCUCUAACUGGACAGCAGCUGUUUGAAUAUAGACUCCCAAAGAGCAUCCACACGGAGGUGCCGUAUGGAGGGGCAGGGUGGAUGUUAGGGGCCCUUGACAAGUGCUACUCUCCCUUCAUGACUCACAAGAACGUCUCAAAAGGUGUGAAAAACAACGCGGAUAUGUACAAUUUCCUCUUGGAUGGCUAUUUUGGCCCUCAUCCUAUUCGAUUUGGUGCUUACGUGGCUCCUGAAGGCCAGGAUGACAUAUCUGAUGAAUCCAGCCAAUUAGAAGUUACCAUCUGGCAUAACUCUACUUUCCGAGACGCUAUUCCUCUGCACUACAGCCAUCUGAUAAACUGCAUAGCGCAGGAGCGCACUGGAGUCCCGGAUGCCGUAUUUGUCAGCAACCAUCCGUUUGAAGAUACCGACGACAAGUUGCUGGAUGGUCUUGUGGUUGGUUUCUUUACGGUAAUUGCAUACUCCUUCGUGGCUGCCGGAGUGGGGAAGGUCUGCAUAGUUGAGAGAGUGCGGAAAGUUCGGCAUCAACAGAUUCUUGCACAGGUCUCUCCGUUUCAGUAUUGGAUAUCUAGCUACAUUGUCGACAUGGUUCUCCUCCUCCUUCCCUGUUCCAUCAUUUUUGGCAUGAUGGUUUGGGUUGACAUUACACCCCUGGAAGAAUAUAAGUUGUUAACUAACCUCGCCAUGAUGAACCAGCUAACUGAUGGCAACGUAAAGGCGAAGGAGUUGGUAAAUUGGCUGGAAUUUUCGAAGACAGGAUGCCCCCUGCUGUAUUUAGGAUUGACAAUUCUGCUGAACUGGAUGAUCUGCAUUGCCGUCGACUGCGCUAUCAACUACCCCAUGAGCAGAGCGAGAAUGCUAACGUCUGUGCGCAAAUUCGUGGUUUCUCUAGUGAGGCCUGACGAAGAUACAAAGGCAGCAAAGGCAGUUCACCAGCUGCGGUGCCGCUGCCGAAACAGCCAGCCAAGCCUCUCUGCAGGUAGUCCUCUAAACCUUGAGGAUGCUGAGAGAGAUAAGGAAAAAGCUCAAAGGCCGUCUUCUCUAGGCCUACAGUCUAGUGCCACAGAUGGUGUUGAACUGCCACUAGUGGUGCACAGGCUUGAGAAGACCUACCCGCCUCCCAUACUGCAGCGUUGCUUCUGUUGCUUCUGCCCGCUAAACAAGAGCAGGGGUCCGCCGUUAUGCCGAUGCUGCAAACGGCCGCAGCCCACUCGAGCACUGAAGGGCGUUUCCUUCUGUGUGCCUCGCGGGAGUUGCUUUGCAUAUAUUGGAAUAAAUGGCUCUGGAAAGUCCACAACGUUCAACAUUGUCGGAAGUUUAAUGUCUCAGUCUGCCGGUUCUGUUUUCAUUUGUGGCUACGACGCUCUCCUGCAAACAGGAAAAGCACGAGCCAAGCUGCGUUACUGCCCACAGUCAGACGCCCUUUUGCCUACCUUGACUGGAGCGGAGCAUGUGUAUCUUUACGGGUGUCUUUUGGGCUUGAGGAGGCAUCAACUUCGUGAUUUCUGUGCGGAUUUCUUCGACGCGAUUGGGUGCAAGAAGUACAUGCACACUCUGGUCAAAUCGUAUUCAGGGGGCACAAAACGCAAGCUUAGCCUAGGUAUAGCGAUGUUAGGGGAGGUUGAUUUGCUGCUUCUAGAUGAGCCCACCAGCGGUGUGGACCCAGAAAGCAGACAGGUCUUAUGGCGCAUGAUUGAAGAGGCGAAAAACUCCCAGACGUCAGGCAAAGCCAUUGUUCUGACAUCGCAUUCCAUGGAGGAGUGCGAAGUGCUGGGUGAUCGCGUGGGCAUUAUUCACAAGGGCAAGAUGCUGUGUUUAGGCACCCCUGCAGAGUUGCGAUCAGCAUACGGACACGGCUACCAAAUCGAAUGCGUCUUCGUUGCCGCUGCUGUCUCCCGGGACCCCACAUUGCCCCGUCGUUUCAUUUCUGCUUUGCAAAAAACAUUGCCUACUCUCAGCGUUCUGCACCGCAUGGCGUACAAAGUCACCGCAUCCGUCGCCAAGGGCGCCGUCUCCCUCGCCACCAUCUUCUGCGAAGUAGAAGCUGCGAAGGUGCAUUACAACUUCAGUAGCAGCCAGGAUGCAGAAAAGUUGUCCUUCUUCCUUCGUGGUAAUGAGGAAGCUUGGGCGUAA